Molecule: messenger RNA, 1347 nt
Organism: Capra hircus (goat)
Lineage: Eukaryota; Metazoa; Chordata; Mammalia; Artiodactyla; Bovidae
Gene: CCNQ
Product: family with sequence similarity 58 member A
Exons: 6
Coding region: 152-940 (262 amino acids)
Biological process (GO): regulation of transcription by RNA polymerase II
Cellular component (GO): nucleus
Molecular function (GO): cyclin-dependent protein serine/threonine kinase regulator activity
Source: RefSeq, a predicted model, not a curated record
CACCCUCACCCGGGGGGGUAGGGAGGGCCGGCCCAGGCAGGGCGGGGCGGCACCUCGGCUCCCGCGGCGAGGACACCCCGGGAGCAAGGCGCCACGCGUCUGGGCGCCUCUCCUUCCGGUGAGGGGCUCUGGGUCUGUGGGGCGGGGCCUAAUGGAGGCCAGUGGCCCCGGGACCUGCGGAGGAGGGGCUGAGACCCGGGGCUCGGAGGGGCGGCUGGCACCUGAGUCGAGGGUACACUUCCGAGUGACAAGGUUCAUCAUGGAGGCAGGUGUCAAGCUAGGGAUGCGGUCCAUCCCCAUCGCCACCGCCUGUACCAUUUACCAUAAAUUCUUCUGCGAGAUCAACCUGGAUGCCUACGACCCCUACUUGGUGGCCAUGUCUUCCCUUUACUUGGCCGGCAAAGUGGAGGAACAGCAUCUGCGCACGCGUGACAUCAUCAAUGUUUCCAACAGGUACUUCCACCCGGGCAGUGACCCCUUGGAGCUGGACUCGCGCUUCUGGGAGAUCCGGGACAGCAUCGUACAGUGCGAACUGCUCGUGCUGCGGGUCCUGCGUUUUCAGGUCUCCUUCCAGCACCCGCACAAGUACCUGCUCCACUACCUGGUCUCGCUCAAGAACUGGCUGAACCGUUACAGCUGGCAGCGGACCCCUGUCUCCGUUACCGCCUGGGCUUUGCUACAGGACAGCUACCACGGGGGGCUAUGCCUCCGCUUCCGGGCUCAGCACAUAGCCGUGGCAGUAAUCCACCUGGCCCUACAAGCCUAUGGGGUUGAAGUGCCUGCUGAGGCCGAGGCCGAGAAGCCAUGGUGGCAGCUCAUUGUCCCUCCUCGUCCUGGAAUGAGAUUCCAUGUGUUUAGUGAAGACCUUACCAAGCCAACCAUUGAUAACAUUGUGUCUGAUCUCAUUCAGAUUUAUACCAUGGACACAGAGAUCCCCUAAAGCCCUGGUCCAGGCCUCCCCAAAGAGAAGCCCGGGACGCUUGGCAGCCUGGGGACAGCACCGCCAAAGGGCCGUGAAGGCCAGCCCCCAGAGGACCAGCUGGGAGGGCUGGUGAAGGCGAUGACUGUCCCCAGCAGCUGUGGUCGGGACAAUGACGAGAGUCACGCCUUCAGCGGGCAGGCUGAGAGUAUACCGCGUGAGGUGGCUCAAGGCCAGUCGCCGCGUCAACAUUUGUGCUUUGAGAGGACCUGACUGCCGUUGAAGAGUGAUGUCAUCAGCAGGAAAAUCUAAGAAGCUAUGGGACUGCACCCCUGGGGAUUUUUUAAAAGCCAGAUUUAUAGAAAGUAUGAACGAAUGUUCAACACAGAUGGAAUUUUAUUUUGUGUAAUAAAAGAUGAUAGAAAUCA